This is a messenger RNA of Clonostachys rhizophaga, 1152 nucleotides long. NCBI's taxonomy places the organism in Eukaryota, Fungi, Ascomycota, Sordariomycetes, Hypocreales, Bionectriaceae. The record is from the annotation of a GenBank genome assembly.
UUGAUUAUCAAGGUAAAGAUCGCCCUUGUCGGUCCUCUUUCUGAAAUCCCGGGCCCCGCUAUAGGGCGAUGGACAACAUUAGUUCUCAAGUACCACACCCUAUCGGGUCGACGCAUGCAAUACCUCGAUGCUUUGUUCGUAAAAUAUGUUCGUGUGAGUCCGACCGAGGUUGGUAUCAAUGAUCCUGAAGCAGUCAAAGUCAUCCAGAAAGUAGCAGGUGGCUUCAAAAAGUCGGCUUGGUAUGACAAGACUGGUCCCGGGAUGCUUGGAAUGAGAGACUCUCAAAAGCACUCGCGUCGUCGUCAACUGCUCGCACACCCCCUUAGCAACUCCUCUUUAUCAGCAUAUGAGCCACUCGUGCGGGCCAAGGUUGAUUUAGCUUUGGACCAGAUGGAGAAGGAAUACAGAAAGCUAGGAUAUACCGACUGCUAUAAAUGGUUAAAUUUCAUGGCCAAUGACAUUAUUGGCGACUUGACAUUUGGAAGCUCAUUCAAAAUGCUAGAGCAGGGAAAAACGAGUCAAUACGUCGAAGACCUCCAGGCUGUUAUGCCCACAGUCCACAAACGGAUCGAGCUAGCGCCAUUCUUCGAUCUCAUGUUUCUACUUCCGAUUCCCCGGAUCAAAAAGUUCUUGGAGACGUUUCAACGUAUCAAUAGAUACGGAGAAGAAUCGCUCCGGCGUCUACAGCUAUCUCAGCAAGCAGGCUCGCUCAAUACACCAUUCUUCUUCGAGAAGAUCAUGAACCCGAAAGACAAGAAAAAUGCCUUGAGUGAUCUUGAGAUGCAACAAGAGGCAGUGGAACUUAUGAUCACGGGAACAGAGACCACUUCAAAUACUCUAACGUACCUGCUAUGGUCAGUGUUGAAAGAUCCUAAUAUUCGAAUUAUGCUUGAGACGGAAGUUGCUACACUACCUGCAGCUUACGAAAAUGCCGAUCUUGUCAAGCUCCCAUUCCUUAAUGCCGUGGUCAAAGAAGCUUUAAGAUUGUACGGAGCUGCGUCUGGUUCUCAUGAAAGGGAGGUUCCACCAGGUGGCUGGGAGACUUGUGGCCACCUUAUCCCAGAUACCGCCACAGUCUUUACCCAAGCAUUCUCACUACACCGUAUCCCUGACAUAUUCAUCAACCCAUACAAGUACGAGAAAAAAACCUAA